Molecule: messenger RNA, 2226 nt
Organism: Erythranthe guttata (spotted monkey flower)
Lineage: Eukaryota; Viridiplantae; Streptophyta; Magnoliopsida; Lamiales; Phrymaceae
Source: RefSeq, a predicted model, not a curated record
AUGGCGAUCGAGAGGCUGAUCAAACAAGGCCAUUUAGGCGAAUACAUUGAUAAGCCUCGAAAUAAGCGCCGUGAUGAUCCUCCACGUCGAGAUAAUAAUCGAGAUCAACAGCAAAGGCGAGAGGAUGGGGGUCACCGACGUGACCUAGAUAACAAUUAUAACCAGCCCACCCGGGGAAUCAUCUCCUUUAUCUCCGGAGGACCGGCGGGGGGCGAUUCACAAAAUGCAAGAUGCACACUCGCUCGAUCAGCGCGCAUGAAUCAAGAACGCGCUUCUCCAUCCGAACGCAUAUAUCAAAUACGAAGACCUGAUCCCAGUAUAGUCUUCAACUCCUCCGACCUCGAAGGUCCAGAUGAAGACCAUGUCGAUGCAUUGGUAGUAACAACAACGGUGGCCAACUUCUUGGUCAAGAAGAUAUUAGUGGACGGUGGAAGCUCAGCUGACAUCAUGUACCUCCACGCUUUUAAGCAACUAGGCAUAGAUAAUGCCCGAUUUAAUCCCGUCUCCACACCCCUGAAAGGAUUCACAGGAGAAGGCAUUUUAUCCAUGGGAGAAGUAGAGCUGCCCGUCUCUUUAGGGGAAGACCCUUGUCGAAUCACCAAGCUAAUCAAAUUCCUCAUCGUCGACAAGCCAUCCCCCUACAACGUCAUCUUAGUGAGACCAGCCAUCCAUACAUUUAAGUCCGUACCUUCCUCCUACCAUCAGAAGUGGAAAUUCCCUACUCCCUAUGGAAUGGGAGAAAUACUUGGAGACAGACGUCUCGCCCGAGAGUGCUAUGCAAGGGCCCUACGAGAACCCUCUAAGAAACCUAAACCACCUGGAAGGGGAGACGACACCCAAAAAUCCGAUAAACGGAAGUGGGUCAAUGCGAUCCUUGAAGACGAUAAAGAGAUCCUCAUCAGUGUACCAGACGAUAGCAUCAAGCUAGCAGCUGUCGAAGAACUUAAGCUCAUAGAGCUCACCCUUGGAGAUGGCUCAAAACUCCUACGCAUCGGAUCCGAUUUAGAUCCUGAGAUGGAGAAGCAACUAGUCAAAUUCUUGCGGCACAAUGGAGAUGUGUUCGCCUGGAAAGCUCAAGAUCUGUCGGGCAUUCCCCCUCAGGUAGCCCUACAUCGGCUUAACAUCGACAAGAGGUUGAAGCCACUCAAACAGAGGAAACGGACAUUUGGUCCCGAGCGCAACAAGCAUAUCAAAGCGGAAGUGGCAAAACUCCUUGAAGCGGGACACAUACGACCAGUUCAGUAUCCUGAAUGGCUGUCGAACGUAGUACUCGUUCCCAAGCCGGGUGGCAAGUGGAGAUUAUGCGUAGACUUCACUGACCUCAACAAAGCCUGUCCUAAGGACCCAUUUCCUCUACCCAGAAUCGAUCAGCUCAUCGAUUCGACCUCGGGGUGCGAACUCCUCAGCUUCCUCGAUGCAUACCAAGGGUAUAACCAGAUCUUACUUGCACCAGAAGAUCAAGAGAGGGCUAGUUUCAUCACUGACCAAGGCAUCUACUGCUAUCAAGUCAUGCCCUUCGGGUUAAAAAACGCAGGAGCCACCUACCAGCGUCUAGUGAACAAAAUGUUCGCAGAUCAGAUCGGUAAAAAUAUGGAGGUGUACAUCGACGACAUGCUCGUCAAGAGUGUCAAGGUCUCGGACCACCUAACUGAUCUGGAUCAGUGUUUCGCCACCCUGCGAAAAUAUAAGAUGAAGCUCAACCCCCUCAAAUGUUCAUUCGGAGUUAGGGGAGGCAAAUUUUUGGGUUAUAUGAUUUCGCAGCGAGGAAUCGAAGCUAAUCCCCUUGGUCUCGCCCUCAUCAACGCAGCUCAGAAGCUUCGACCUUACUUCCAGUCACAUCAGGUGGUGGUUCUCACCAAUUACCCUCUGAAGCAAAUACUGAGAAGUCCCGAAACAUCCGGACGAUUAGCAAAAUGGGCAAUAAAGCUAAGUGAAUAUGGAGUGGAAUUUAAACCCCGCCCAGCUAUCAAAGCGCAAGUAUUGGCAGAUUUUCUAGUCGAAAUGACUUCCAUACAAGAAAGCACUUCUCUACCUACUUGGUCUGUCAACGUCGACGGAUCUUCCAUUAGCACAGGAGGGGGAGCGGCCUCAAACAACGUUGCUGAAUACGAAGCAUUGAUAGCGGGAAUCCGCCUCGCCCUAGCAGCCGGAGCGCGCAAGCUCCUAAUCCAAAGCGACUCUCAGUUCGUCGUUAACCAAGUACUCGGAGUGUACGAGGCCAAAUAA